This is a messenger RNA of Batrachochytrium dendrobatidis JAM81, 4086 nucleotides long. RefSeq lists its product as uncharacterized. The transcript has 8 exons. The record is from RefSeq and is a predicted model, not a curated record. Lineage: Eukaryota; Fungi; Chytridiomycota; Chytridiomycetes; Rhizophydiales. Bases 82 to 4032 code for a protein of 1316 amino acids. Gene Ontology annotation, cellular component: cytosol.
CCAACUAUUCCUCGCAAAGUUAACCCGCCAUUGCAGGAUGAGGCGACUGGAGUUUUUUUGGAUAAAUUCCCCUCCAUCUCCAUGCUGUUGCAACAUAGAGCACACCAUGCAGUCGGUGCUCAUGCACUUGCUUUGACCAUGCUUGAUCCAGCUGGAAAGGAUAGUGUUUCUAUAUCUUUUGAUAAACUAUACCUCAAAGCAUUGCGUGUUGCCGAGGUGCUGCAUCGAAAGCUUUAUUCUUCAUCUUUGACUGGCCAAUUCGACGAUGUUGCUCCUGUUGCACUUUUAUAUAAACGCUCAGAUUGGAUCGAUUUUCUUAUUGCAAUGUUUGGCUGCAUGCUAGUGGGAGUUGUUGCAGUACCCAUUGUCACAUCAUCUGUGAAUAAUGCCGAAGAGCUUGCCGAGUUGGAAUUUAUUCUUGAAUCGUCUAAAAUCGAAAUGUGUCUUACCACUGACACCAAUGUGCGCGUCUUGACUAAGCUAUACUCGCAACGCGGUGGAGCUAUUCCUCGACUUGAAUGGCUAAAAACUAAUGAACUAGGAGCAUAUAGCGCUCAGCGCGAUACUGAAUCUAUCGAGGAUCCAACGUGGCUACUAAAGCUCACCGAUACUACAUCUGAUCGGAUUGCAUAUAUAGAAUAUGUCAAAAACUCUUAUGGCGAAUACAAAGGAGUUGCUGUUCAUCAUGGCAUGAUAAUGGCUCAAUGUUCAGCUGUCAAAAUAGCCUACGACCUUCAAUUUUCUGAUGUGAUAGGUGUCUGUCUUGAGCCGCGUCAACACGUUGGACUUCUUUUUUCUGGAUUUGCCAAUAUAUAUGCCGGCUGUGCGUCUGUGCUAUUCUCUGAAUCCGCCAUAUGUACGUAUGGAUUGUGGCCAAAAUGCAUCACAAAGAAAAAAGUGUCUUUAUUUGUCACGGAUAUGGGAUGGACGUAUGAACUCAUUGCUUCCAACAAGUCUGCCAAGCCCACCACGGAGACUUUGUCGAAUAUGUCUGCACUGAAAAAAUAUAUUAUUAAUUCAGAAACCCUUCUCCCAGGCAUUGCAGCUGCGAUUUCCAGUACAUUACAGCCUUUUGGAUUUCCCGGACCUGGUGUUGUUGCUUCACUCUUCACGUUAAAUGAAUUCGGCGGAUCUAUUGUUUCUAUGGAUAAUAUCACUCAAGCCUCAUUUAUGGAACAUACCUUGCGUCUUAGCUCAAUUCGUAGCCAUCGGUUUGAAUUUCUUUACAAUCAAUCUGGUGCUGAAGUGCCUGAUUCGAUUCGCGUGUGCGACUCUGGCGUUGUAAUGCCCCAAGGCUCUGUUGCUAUCAUAGAUGAUGAGACUGAUACACUUGCUUUAAAUGGAUGUAUUGGUGAGAUUUGGAUUUCUGGUCCUCAUAUUCCCAAGACGCUUCAAAAUCUACCGAAACUUACUGAGCAUGUGCUUCAGGGACGUCCUAUGCUUUUUGCUAGUCCUAACGAUGUUUUUCCGGAGAGCCUUGGAGUGAAACCCAUCAAAUCUUCUCAAUCGAAUGAACUCAAUCGGACAGUUGAUAUACCGCGUAUGCCUGUUCAUCCUUUGGCGUCGACAAAACCACCACUUCAAACAAAAGACGACAAUUCCAAAAUGUCCAGUUCACAAAAAGAAUACAGCUUUCAUUUGGCUUCACAGCUAGGCAACACUGUAGCACUGUAUGUUCCUGGUGUGAUUGCUACGGUGUUUUUCGAUAUUCUGUUACACGGCGAGUUUCUUCCCGUUGUUCUUGUUGAAACACACCGUGAGGAUGUUGAUAUGAUAGGUCCUCAUAUCUACCAAAUUUUGAGCGAGAUGUAUGACUUGCAUGUGUUUUGUGUUUCAGUAUGUUAUCCUGGCUCAUUGCCACGCAUGUAUGCAGACACUCAUACAGGCUCAGGGUUUCAAACCUCUAGAAAGCUAUUCCACUCGGGCUCGCUUAAUCCCUUGUUUGUGUAUUUUAAUGGAUCUCCCAGAGUCUAUGGGCAUAUUUUGCAGAGCCCAAUUCCUGUAUCACACCAACUUACAAAUACAGAAUCCAAUACAUUGCAGAUUGUUGGUGCAAUGAAAGAUGCUCCAAUUUUAGAUGAUAGAUUUAAAAAAGAUCUGCGAUCAUUCAAGUCCGUGCUGGAGUUGCUUAUGUGGCGUACAGAAAUAACUCCAGAGAACAUGGCGUUUACUGCAGUUGAUAUGCGAGGACGAGAAACCAAAAUCGUCACGUUUGCCAAACUGUCUACCAAAAUUCAUGCACUUGCCAAACAUUUGGUAACAAAAGCAAACCUUUCUUCGGGCGAUCAUGUGCUGUUGAUCUGCACACAUACACUCGAGUAUCAUAUUGCUGUAUGGGCGUGCUUGUAUGCCGGAAUUGUAUGUAUUCCUAUUCACCCACCUGAUCCUACUCGACUCAAAGAAGAUAUUCCUGUGUUGUUGAGGCUUGUGGAUGAGUUUAAAGUCAAACAAGUGCUUGUCAAUGGUCCUGUCGAGCAAGAUUUUAAAUCCAAGGCAAUUCGUACAUUGAUUCGAACCAUGCGUGGUCCAAUGAUCAAUUCUUCACAGUAUUCCAUUUUCCCAGAUAUCUGCAAUGUGUCCAAGGCAAGCAAAACUAAUAAGCACAUGUCAAUCAAUGAUACUGCUUAUCAACCACGCACCCAUUCAAAGAAUGCUGCUGCGGUGGUGUUGGUUUCUUUUAACCCCGAUAUGCAAUACACGUGCGUUAAAAUAUCGCACAAGACUCUUAUGGAGCAAUGCCGUAUUCAAGUCACUCAGAGCAAAAUGUUGCGAUCGACUUUAUACAGCAACAAUUCUUCCGGACAAAUUUCAUCUGAUCGAUAUUCACCACCCACAUCACGUCCACUAGUGUCUUGUCUUCGCGCAUGCAAUGGCAUUGGAUUUACCUAUUCGCUACUUCUUGGCGUAUACACUGGUGCUGGUACCUAUAUUAUUUCUCCUUUUGAUUAUUUUGUCAAUCCUCAAAUUUGGUUUGAUGCUAUUCACAAGUAUAAAGUCAAGGAUGUGUUUGCGUCGUAUUCAAUGACGGCACAUGCAGUGAAUGCGAUGCGAACAGGCUUACUCCGACCUUUUUCAUUACACAAUCUUGAGAACCUAAUGAUUCCACUGGAUGGUCGUCCGCAGCCACAUAUGUUUCAAGCUAUUUCAGGUACAUUUGCACCUAGCAAAUUAUCUGAUCAAUCUAUAUCAAACGUAUAUACACCUAUUUUUAAUCCACUAGUAUCUUCACGAUCCUACAUGGCUGUUGAUCAAACUACACUCUGGCUUGACUCGAGUGAACUGCGUAAUGGAUGUAUUAAACUGAAUUCUACAGCUGUGUCGAUCAGUGAUACCAUCAUGGUUCAGGACUGUGGCGUGAUUGUCAACAAUACGGUUGUGGCAAUUGUCGAUCCCAUAACAAAGCAGCUAUGUAAACCCAAUAGAAUUGGUGAAAUAUGGGUUAGCUCGCCUGGAACAAUUGACGCGGGAUUAUUUGAUUGCGUGAUACCAGGCAUUGAUCCUGGGUUAAAGUUCACCCGUACAUGUGAUCGUGGGUUUUUAUGGCCUGUGCCUGUUUCUGCACUUGAGGCUCAGGCAUUAGCUAUUGGUGAUGAACCCGCUAGUGGAUGGGAUGGGUUAGUUAAUACUGGACUGCCAUACGAGUUGGUUUUGUUUACACUGGGACCUUUUGUGGAUGAAAUUGUAGUAGAUGGAUUGAUCCACUAUCCCGAAGAUAUCGAGGCAACGAUUGAACGCUGGAGUGUAGCCUCUACUAUAGAUGGGUGUAUGGUAUUUAAAUCGCAAAAUCAAGUUAUUGCUGCGGUCGAAUGUGUGAAUCUACAGAUGGCAUUAAACAUGGCACCUCAGAUUAUGUUGGCAGUGUUGGCCAAGCAUAGAUUCUUGUUGAGCUUGAUUGUGUUUGUACCUUUGACUUUGCUUGCCAAGAGUCGACACAAUGAAAAACAACGAGGUCGAGUUGCCACUGCAUUCCAAAUCGGAAAACUUCCUGCUAUGGCAACAAUCCACAUCUCACCCACAUCGAAUAAAGCAUAACGACAAUUUGACUACAUGUUUACAUCAUUAAAUGAAGUAGAGAAUAGUUCAAUU